AUGGAUCGCCGUCCGAUUGUUGUCAAUUCUCUCCUCUGUUUUAUUCACAAUUAUCGUGACAGCAUUUUAACAAAUGAUCUUAAAACUAUUGUUCAUAAUUAUUUCUCAAAAAGCGUCGUAUCUGUCGCCUAUUCGACACUCAUUGAACUAUUACCGCAGCAGAAUGCAACAAUGACUGAUGAUACUAACUGCGUAGAAAGCAGUAAUGAUGGCAAUAUUUCAUCAUCACUUAUAUCAUCACCACCAACUGAUAUUAUCCAUUUAUAUGAUUAUGUUGCUAAAAAUAGUCAAUCACCAGUGAUAUUUGUUACUGCUGAUCUUAGCGAAUUACCGCUAACGUUAAUUACUGACGAAUUAGACUCAUCGAGUGAAAUACUUCGAGAAAUUCGACAACUCAAAUUAUUUAUUCAAGAUGCUUUAAGUGGAAAAAUUGAGCAUACUAGAAAAUCAUCUGUAAAUGGCACAGAUGAAUUUUUUACGACGGCGAGAUCGUUAGAAUCGAAAAUGAAUCCCAUAUCAUCAUCAUCAGAUACUACACCAACUGUAUCUACAGUAGUCUCGAGUUCAUGCUUCACACCCACAACUUCAUCUAGUUUCCCGCCGAUUAAUCCACUUGCAUUAUAUCCUAAAGCUAACAAUCAUUUUGAAAAAAAAAAGAAUGUCGGUUAUCGCUUAGAUGCAAUGGUUAAAAAAUUAACUGAAAAUAAACGAAAAGAGAGAGAAACGAUUCAGAUGCUUGGUACGCCAAUUUGGCCAACUGCUCAAAUGGUUAAUACAGUUGCUUAUAUUAAUAUGAUAAGGUCAAUGACGUCUAUGACAGCUGCAGCUGCAGCUGCAGCUCAAUCUUCAAUGUUCCCUUCUACAGCUCUGCCUCAACCGGACAAUUUGCCAUGGUAG
Molecule: messenger RNA, 897 nt
Organism: Dracunculus medinensis (Guinea worm)
Lineage: Eukaryota; Metazoa; Nematoda; Chromadorea; Rhabditida; Dracunculidae
Source: the annotation of a GenBank genome assembly